Anopheles marshallii is the source of this 1374-nucleotide messenger RNA. Its product is annotated as beta-1,4-mannosyltransferase egh. Gene Ontology annotation, cellular component: cytoplasm. Bases 1 to 1374 code for a protein of 457 amino acids. NCBI's taxonomy places the organism in Eukaryota, Metazoa, Arthropoda, Insecta, Diptera, Culicidae. The transcript has 2 exons. Gene Ontology annotation, molecular function: beta-1,4-mannosyltransferase activity. The record is from RefSeq and is a predicted model, not a curated record.
AUGCUAAACUCCACCUCCAAGCACGUCCUGCACUGUGUGCUACUGUUCGGGCUGCUGUUCGCGUUCGAGAUCUAUUGCGGUGGCAUCAAGGUGAAGGAGAAUUCGUUCGUCGCGAUCGACCCCUGGGAAGAGUAUGGCACCUGGACGAUCUUGCUGUACAUGCUGCGGCUGCUCACGUUUCUAACGCUGCCGCAGGUGCUGUUUAACUUUUUCGGGCUCGUCAUAUACAACGCCUUCCCGGAGAAGGUGAUCGUGAAGGGUUCACCGCUGCUCGCACCGUUCAUCUGCAUUCGGGUCGUAACGCGGGGCGACUACUCCGAGCUGGUGAAGACGAACGUACAGCGAAACAUGAACACCUGUCUCGAUACCGGGCUGGAGAACUUUCUGAUCGAGGUGGUCACGGACAAACCGAUCGGGCUGCCAAAGCACCGGCGGACGCGCGAGAUUGUAGUACCGAAGGAGUACAAGACAAAGACGGGCGCCAUGUUUAAGGCGCGCGCGUUGCAGUACUGUCUGGAGGAUACGGUGAACGUGCUGAAUGACAACGACUGGGUGGUGCAUCUGGACGAGGAAACACUGCUGACGGAGAACAGUGUGCGUGGUAUUAUCAACUUCGUGCUGGACGGGAAGCAUCCGUUCGGGCAGGGUUUGAUAACGUACGCGAACGAGAAUGUGGUCAACUGGUUGACGACGCUUGCCGAUAGCUUUCGCGUGUCGGACGAUAUGGGGAAGCUGCGUCUGCAGUUUAAGUUGUUCCACAAACCGUACUUCAGUUGGAAGGGCAGUUACGUGGUAACGCAGGUCCAUGCGGAGAAGGCAGUCUCGUUCGAUAACGGCAUCGAUGGUUCGGUGGCAGAAGAUUGCUUCUUCGCUAUGCGUGCCUUCGCUCAGGGCUACACGUUCAACUUCAUCGAGGGUGAGAUGUACGAGAAGUCCCCGUUCACGCUGAAAGACUUUCUUCAGCAGCGUAAGCGCUGGCUCCAGGGCAUCUUGCUCGUAGUCCGAUCCACCUCGAUUCCGGUGCGCAACAAGAUCCUGCUAGGCAUCAGCUGCUACUCGUGGAUCACGAUGCCACUGACCACGUCCAACAUGAUCUUUGCCGCGAUCUUUCCCAUCCCCUGCCCGAACCUGAUCGACUUCGUAUGUGCAUUCAUUGUCGGUUUCAACAUCUACAUGUACGUGUUCGGUGUGAUCAAAUCGUUCUCGCUGUACCGGUUCGGGCUUGUGAAGUUUCUUGCGUGCGUCCUCGGCGCCUUGUGCACCAUCCCAAUCAAUGUCGUAAUCGAGAAUGUGGCCGUCAUCUGGGGGCUAGUUGGGAAGAAGAACAAAUUCUACGUGGUGCAGAAGGAUGUGCGGGCGCUCGUUACGGUUUAA